This is a messenger RNA of Aspergillus japonicus CBS 114.51, 1216 nucleotides long. RefSeq lists its product as uncharacterized. Lineage: Eukaryota; Fungi; Ascomycota; Eurotiomycetes; Eurotiales; Aspergillaceae. The coding region runs from base 321 to 944 and encodes 207 amino acids. The record is from RefSeq and is a predicted model, not a curated record. The transcript is spliced from 4 exons.
CCGCUGUCCUUUUGACUGACUCUGAAUUCUCCUCGCAUUCCUCUUCUUCCCCUCUCUUACUGUACUUGAAAAACUCUCUCUUAUCCCCGUGUGGCUUAUUGUUCCUCCUUUGCGUUGCGGUGCUGUUUCUCGCUGCCACUCCCGUCGUCUUAUCGAUUCGCAGCGUGUGUCGUCAUCAUCGUAUCAUUGCAACCCAUUCAGUAGAACACGCCCGACCAGCACCGACCAGCACCAAGCAACAAUCCCUCUGCGUUUGCAAUCUCCGCCAUUCGUUAGAACUGCUUCGAUAACUACAAUCUAAAAAUCCCCUCGGCGCCAGGAUGGAUUUCCGUCUAGUGCCUCGCGGGGAAGAUCGCAACUAUACCGGGUUCCUUACCAAAACAAUCGUCUACACCGGUUCCUUGAUAUUAUUCUUAGCUUCCUUCGGAUUAACCAUCUCCUCGAUCGCCGUUCCGAGAUGGGUUAGCUAUGAUUCGCCCACCUUCCACUACUCCUACGGCCUCCACCGCCGCUGCUCCUCCGUCGAGGGCGCCUGCUGGGGCUUCCCACAGCGCGAGGACUGCCACGGCGAGGACCGGUACUUCUGUUCGAUGUGGCGCUCCGUCGGGUUCCUGAUGUCGUUCGCCGUGGUGUUGGAGGGCAUGAGCCUGGUCGCGUUCCUGAUCAUCUUGUCCGGCGGGAAGCGGCUGCGCGAGUCCGGGUGGAAAGUUUUAAGUUUGUUCAUCUUGUUGUCCGUGGUGGUGCAGGCGGCGAGUAUGGGGAUUGUGGCGUACCUGUUCGACAACGAGAAACGCUUCUUUCCGGGUUGGGUUCUUUCCGACUCCUGGGUUUUCUGCACCGUCAGCUGGUGCGUGAGUCUCUUCUGCGCGGCGGCGUUGAUCCUGGCGGCGUAUACGUUGCCGUCGGAGGGUGGGUAUGAGUUGAUACCGGAUAAUGAGGGUUGAAUGUGGGGAGGCGAGGUGGGGAGCUUGUUGGGGGUCUAAUGCGAAGUGAUUUUAUGAUACGAUACGAUAAUGACUUGACUCCCGCGGGGUUUAUUUAUAUGGCGUUGGUGGAUGAUUGACUAUGAAUAUGUGGUUCUUUCCGUUGUAUUCUCUGUUCGGUUUGCGGGUUUGUUGUGUAAGGUCUGUUUUGCCGGAUGUUGCAUCUGGUUUAUAGGUACCUAGUAUCAGUGGUAGUGAUAAUGCGGUUAGAUAAUAUACAUGUUAAUACUCCA